AUUCAACCGUCCCUCUUCCUCCGCCGUCUCUCUUCCCUUCUUCCUCAAAAAGCCAAGUCCCUUCGCAAUGGCUCCGUCAACCUCGUCAGCCUCGUGGCUGUCUUCUGCCCUGGCCCUUUGCGCCAUCUUGUGCCUUUCGGUACCCGUCAAUGCCCUGUACUUCUACAUGGACGGGCGUCAGACCAAGUGUUUCUUCGAGGAACUGCCCAAGGAUACUCUGGUCGUUGGAAGCUUCUCCACCGAGGUCAUCAACCAGCAAUCGAACACGUAUUCCGUCGACCCCAACCUGAAGGUCCUCAUCACCGUCGACGAGAUCUUCGACAAUGACCACCGGGUCGUGUCCAAGCGCGACGGCAACUCCGGCCGCUUCACCUUCUCCGCCGCCGAGUCCGGCCAGCACAAGAUCUGCCUGACGCCCGAGACCAACGCUGCCACCGGCGGAUGGCUGUCCGGGGCCCCCGGCGGUGCCGUGCGCGUGUCGCUGGACAUGGCCAUCGGAGAGACCAGCAAGAUCGAGACCGAGGACAAGGGCAAGAUGCAGGACAUUGUGCAGAAGGUCAAGGACCUGAACAGCCGGUUGCAGGACAUUCGUCGCGAGCAGGUCUUCCAGCGGGAACGUGAGGCCGAAUUCCGUGAUCAAUCCGAGGCUACCAACGGGCGUGUCGUUCGCUGGACCCUGAUCCAGCUCGCCGUGCUGUCCGCCGCGUGCGCCUGGCAGUUGUCUCAUCUCCGCUCUUUCUUCAUCAAGCAGAAGCUGACAUGAAGCAAAUGACGAUGGGGAGAAACGAAACGAGAUAGAGACAAAAAAACACAAAACCAUAAAUAGGCAAAGGGACGAAAGAUGUUGUUAGUGGUCUUGUACGGCGUAUCGUGAGCAUGGGAUUAUCUGGUUUCAACUUCUUCUGGUUAUCCUAGGGUUCGAUUCAUCUUGAGCAUCAAUUGAGACAGUUCUCGCGGUCUGGUUCUUUGUCGGUCGGGGGAGGUUGGCUGUAGAUCGGCCACAUUGGCAUUGGACAAGAUGUCCUACGCUUGUCCGGUUGGCAGCACCUGUGAUAUAAAUGAGUUUGAUUGAUGGGAUAUGGAUAUAAUGACCUAAGCUUUGUUUCAAGCCAAGUUACUCUUUUACCAGCCACUGCAAUCUUAUCC
Molecule: messenger RNA, 1146 nt
Organism: Aspergillus steynii IBT 23096
Lineage: Eukaryota; Fungi; Ascomycota; Eurotiomycetes; Eurotiales; Aspergillaceae
Product: emp24/gp25L/p24 family protein
Exons: 3
Coding region: 68-763 (231 amino acids)
Biological process (GO): intracellular protein transport; endoplasmic reticulum to Golgi vesicle-mediated transport; Golgi organization
Cellular component (GO): endoplasmic reticulum; Golgi apparatus; COPII-coated ER to Golgi transport vesicle
Source: RefSeq, a predicted model, not a curated record